This is a messenger RNA of Cercopithifilaria johnstoni, 267 nucleotides long. The record is from the annotation of a GenBank genome assembly. Lineage: Eukaryota; Metazoa; Nematoda; Chromadorea; Rhabditida; Onchocercidae.
AUGAAUAUAUAUCGAGUGCUGAUAUUUGCCGCAUUUGUAUUUAUUUCUGCGACAAGUGUAUUACCGUGGAAUUUAUUUAUAAAUGCACAUGAGUAUUAUCGCUACAAGCUACGCAAUGUUACCGAAAAUACAACUUUAAUUGAAGAGAAAGAUGUUGAUACCGAAUUGCAGCGUUCCUACGAAGGGUGGGUUACCCUUACAGCUGGUGUUUCAUGCGCUCUUGGUUCAGGAAUAAAUUUUUGGGCAACAGGGAGGUAUGAUUCUUGA